AUGAACCGGAAUCAAACCCAGCAACCUUCUCCAUAUUGGACAUGCCACGCGAAACACCACCAUCUAUACUGUGACGCAAUCGGAGACUCAUGGUUACAGAUGGAUCCCAAUUCAGACUGGUCGCUACCGCGUGAUCGCUGGACAGAGACGAACACGCAUGAGAGCUACUACAGGAGCGAAUCACAAUACCAGGACGAUGUGCCUGAAUACUCACAACAACAAUACUAUCCUCUGCCAAUGAAUCAACAUCAUCCGCAAUUUCGUCACAUCAGGCCUCAAAUACAUUCUCAGAACUCAGUGCCCUCAUUCACGGAGUAUCAAGGCAGAGUAGCACCAGUUCAGCACCCCGGACCUCGCUGCCUGAGUCAACCGGACUUUCACGAUCGGGACCGCCAGGAGCAUUUCACGCAAACUCGCAACACGGAACCACGAUCACCACCACCGAAUGACCGACGAUGUAGUGAGAACGAAUUCUCAAGCGACAUGGACUUGACGCUCUUCGUCGCAGCAACCUCUGGAUUUACCCCAGACUCGCCUGUACACCGCUCAUUCGCAGCUGCGCCGUCAUGGCGCGAUCAACAAGUACAACUGCCGCCCGAAUAUCCACAACCGCAACAACGGCCGCAAUACGCACGAGCGCAUAGCUCGUACGCCAGUACCACGAUUGCACAACAUCCCGUACCGUCACAUUCUACACCUCACCUACCCAUCAGGCAACCGCAGCCCCGGAGUCCUGCAUUUUCUCGUCAGGGACCAAACGUAUGGCAAGAGCGACUCGAGACAGAGCCAUAUGCAUGGCAAGCCCACGACUACGGUGACGAGCCACCACCGGCAGACGAGCUUCCCGAUUACGAGCAAAGUCAGGCCGAGAUGCAGAACAAGACUCGUCUCGAGGCAAAGAGAAGAGCGGAAGAACUGCAGAGGAGGUGGAGACAGCGACAUAGUCGUUAA
Molecule: messenger RNA, 951 nt
Organism: Aureobasidium namibiae CBS 147.97
Lineage: Eukaryota; Fungi; Ascomycota; Dothideomycetes; Dothideales; Saccotheciaceae
Exons: 1
Coding region: 1-951 (316 amino acids)
Source: RefSeq, a predicted model, not a curated record